Auxenochlorella protothecoides is the source of this 801-nucleotide messenger RNA. RefSeq names its product Basic leucine zipper and W2 domain-containing protein 2. NCBI's taxonomy places the organism in Eukaryota, Viridiplantae, Chlorophyta, Trebouxiophyceae, Chlorellales, Chlorellaceae. Gene Ontology annotation, molecular function: protein binding. Bases 1 to 801 code for a protein of 266 amino acids. Gene Ontology annotation, cellular component: membrane; cytoplasm. The record is from RefSeq and is a predicted model, not a curated record. The transcript has 2 exons.
AUGAAGGUGGGCGUGCUGCCCGAUCGCGUUCUGCCCACGCUGCUCGAGGACCGCCUGGUGCAGAAGGGCACCAUCCUGCAGUUCACCACCGAGUUCUACGUGGACUUCCUGUCCAGCGACAGCGUGGAGACGCUGAUGGAGACGCUGCGCAAGGCACGGCUGGAGGGGCGCCUGCUGGAGUUCUUCCCGCAGCAGAAGCAGUCCUGGGCGGACUUUGAGGACCACUUCAACGCCGCGGGCCUGAAGACGCUGGUGGAGUACAGCCGGCGCAAGCUGUACGACGCCCACUGCGCGGAGCUGCGUGCCUUCGUCCGCGACACGGUGGCGGAGGGUGGCGAGGGCGCCGCGCUGGGCGCGCUGGUUCCCGCCAUGCAGGCGCGGCAGGAGGAGUGGAGCCUGGCUGACGGCGACGUCGCGCGCGCCGCCUUCCUGGGCCUGGCCGACAGCGUGCUGGCCUCCGCCAUCGGGCGCAACCAGCAGCAGGUGCAGUUCAACGUGCUGCGCACGGUGCGGCAUUACGCACCCGCCCUGGCGCGCUUUGCGCGCGCGCCACGUCUGGAGGCGGCCCUGCUCCAGACCGUGCAGGUGACGUGCUACGAGGAGUCGCGCCUGCUCAAGAUCUUCAAGGACAUCGUCAAGAUCCUUUACGACUGCGAGGUCAUCGGCGAGACCGCCAUCCGCCACUGGUACACCAAGGGGUCCAACGCCAAGGGGCGCAACGUCUUCCUCCAGGACAUGCAGCCCUUCAUGCAGUGGCUGGACGAGGCAGAGGAGGAGGAGAGCAGCGAGGAAGAGGAGUAG